CAGUCGGUCGGGUGGCCAAACCGAUCUCACUCGCGUUCGCACGUUAUUCAGCAGUCGCGCGCCGCCAGCGUCGCACGCGACUUGAUUGCCCGCGAUAUGACCCAGUGACGUGAUAGUAUGAAUAAAGCCGGCAUAACGACGGAAGUCGCCGCGCCGAGCGUGGCGAUCCACGUGGACCAGUAUGACGAUCCGGACGCAGACGAGGACCACUCAAAACUUCUUGAUUUACAUUCACCGCCACCGAUUGUGACGCCCUCUGGGCAAAUGCGAAAAGUGAAGAGCUUCACCGAUACACACAGAAUCCGCGAUGUGAGUACCGCUUCAGGAGCAGCGUCUGCUCGGUGUCUGCGUCCGUACGACCAAGUUGCUUUUAACCCUGAAGGUUCCGACUGCGGAACGAACCACUAUGGCGCUCCAUCGGUACGUUCUCUCGCCUCGAUUGGUAUGGGCUGCACCGACGGUCGCAAAAUGGUCAUUCGACGGGUACCAACAUCGCCCACCGAAUUGUUCCAUCUAGUACGUCCUCCUACUCCGCCGGAUGAAGACACGGCGUCCCACGAAAGCGACUGCGAUGAAGAAGAAGAGGACGACACGGACCACCUCAAGCCGAGAAGGCCAUUUUGGGCGAACAAGAUUCAGUUCGUGUUGGCCUGUGUGGGAUACUCCGUCGGCCUAGGAAAUGUUUGGCGAUUCCCUUACUUAUGCUAUAAGAGUGGCGGAGGGGCGUUCCUGAUACCUUACUUCAUAAUUCUCCUAGUAUGUGGAGUGCCUAUGUUGUUCAUGGAACUGGCCGUGGGACAAUAUACGGCACACGGACCUAUAGGUGCACUCUCCCAAAUAUGCCCACUUUUCAAAGGUGCCGGUCUUGCAAGCGUGGUGAUCUCGUUUCUAAUGUCCACGUACUAUGCCGCAAUAAUAGCCUGGGCGAUAUAUUAUUUUUUCACAUCGUUCAAGUCUGAAGGAUCGUGGGCAAGCUGCGCCAAUCGUUGGAAUACGCCCCAAUGUUGGGUACCGAACCAUAACAAUACUAAACCCAAUGGAUCCCAGACGCCAACGGAACAAUUCUUCGAGAAAAAAGUACUAGCCAUGAGUGAUGGCAUAGAAUACCCAGGAGGCAUGCGAUGGGAGCUAGCAGCUUGCCUUGUCUGUGCUUGGGUGCUUGUAUAUUUCGCCCUUUGGAAAAGUAUCAAGUCAUCCGCCAAAGUCCGCUACAUCACGACAACACUUCCAUUUUUACUAAUCAUAGUGUUUCUUGGAAGAUCUCUAACUUUAGAAGGAGCUGAUAAAGGCUUGAGAUUUUUUUUCAAACCUGAGUGGGAAUUACUAAAGACUUCAAGACCUUGGGUGAAUGCUGCAUCCCAAAUCUUCAACUCUAUUGGCAUAGCGUUCGGCUCCAUGAUAAUGUUCGCUUCAUACAAUCGAUUUGAUAAUAAUUUCCUCCACGACACAUUGGCCGUGUCACUGGUAAAUGCAAUCACUAGUCUAAUCGUCGGAAUAUUUACCUUCGCCACAAUAGGCAACAUUGCUUUUGAACAAAACACGGCAGUGAAGGACGUCAUUGCCGAUAGUCCCGGUUUACUGUUCGUAGUAUAUCCCCAAGCAAUUGCCAAAAUGCCAGCCUCACAGUUUUGGGCUGUUUUAUUCUUCUUUAUGUUCCUCUGUCUCGGAUUAAACAGUCAGUUUGCAAUCGUGGAAGUUGUAGUGACAUCAAUACAAGACGGAUUUCCGGAUUUCAUUCGCAAGCGUCUAGUGUACCACGAGCUGCUCGUCCUCUGCGUAUGCGCAGUGUCACUGGUGUUUGGGCUGCCUCACAUCAUCCAGAGUGGAAUAUAUUUCUUUCAGCUGAUGGACUACUACGCAGCAUCCUUAAGCAUUACCUACCUUGCCUUCUUUGAGAUGGUUGCCAUCGCCUGGUUCUACGGUGUUGGUAGACUGUCAAAGAACAUUAAACAGAUGACAGGUCGUUAUCCAUCGCUAUAUUUCCGGAUAUGCUGGCUGAUAGCUGCACCGGCACUGCUGCUGGCACUCUGGAUCGCCAGUCUAGUGGACUACCGGCCGCCAAGUUACCGCCAAUACCAGUACCCAGCCUGGGCUCAAGCGCUGGGCUGGACCAUUGCCUCUCUCUCUCUCCUCUGCAUACCAGUGUAUGCAGUCGUCGUGGUAAUUAGAUCUCCCGGAAAAAACUUAAAGGAGAAACUGCGACAAUCAAUACGUCCAACUUCAAUAUGCGAGUGCGGUAUCAACGGUUGUGAUAUAUGUUGUUCUGAGUCAGAACCUCCAGAUGACAAGACAACCAUCCACUAGUCUCUACAUUUUAAUUGUGCUAGAUAGAUAUUAGUAAUGAAAUAUGCUCAUGCGCAAAGAACACAGACUUUAUACUUAAAUGAUAUCAAUAAUAAACAAGACAAUAAGAUAAUAAAUAACAGAAGAUGAUAUUCUUAUUAUCAUUAAUUUACAAUAAGGCAAAGGCCGCACUCGACCUAAAAUCCAUUUAGUCGAGAAGUGGUGACACAGUUUUAGAACUCAAGGUAGACCGGAGUCGAUGUGUGCAUCGGACAACUUCACACCGAUCACUCAUUGGUUAGAUUAGGUACCAAAAGAUAACGAGUUAUAUGGAAUUCACGUGUUAAUAAACAAUGAGACAUUUCAUGCUACACUUACGUAUGAAAAUGUUAUCUAUCUAUAAUUCAUACAGGUGUUUUGUACACCGAAAUCUGUAAGUAUCUACAUUAUUAUAAUUGAAAGAUUUUACUUGAUAAAUGACUAUAACAAUCACGAAGAAGUAAACUGAAAUACCUUUUUGUAGGUGUACUUAUUGAAUAUUACGUAUUUGAUAACACCUAAAGUCAUGUAUCUACUUUGCUAAGGCCUAUCUUAGAGGGAAGUAUAUUGUAUGGUACAAUUUAUACGUAUACAUUAUUUAACGCUUAUAGAUAUCUAUAUUAUAAACGACGAGUUCGAAUACUAUGUUAUUAUUAGUUAAUUAAAUUAUUGAACAUUCCCAAGGUGUUGUGAAGUUAAAUUAGUAGCAAAAUGUAUUACCAUUAUAUAAGAGAGAACAAACAUCGCGAAAGACAUCAAUGUAACCCAGUUUUGGUUAAGUAAAAAGCCUCAAAUUUGCAAAGAUAAGAUAAUGAGAAACUGUCACUCCUUUACGAGUAAAAGCGUAAAAACAACACGGAAGGUUUUACCCACAACGGAAAACAUGUGUGACACAUUUUGACAAUGCGAUUUUGUGGAUAUUUGUCUGUCACCAUUCUUCUCUCUAAAAGUAUUGGACAGAAAUUGAUGGAAUUUUAGUGAAGUAGUAUUGAGUAUCUUCGAUGAGCCAGAUCUUUUAUAUGUACAUAUAUAUGACGUAUAUGUAUCCACUCCCCCACCGCACCUUCGUCAAUAAUAAACGAGCUUCUAUUACGAACGGUCUUUAAGGCUCAAUUUAUAUUGCGGCGGAACGGAAUGCAAGCGAAUUUUUGAAACGAUAUUGUACAUAGCAUAAUGAACUUUAAGGUCAAUUGUGUAACGAACAAACUAGACACGAGCCAAAAUCAUUCGCUGAAUGCGCGAGCAUACGACAG
Molecule: messenger RNA, 3575 nt
Organism: Hyposmocoma kahamanoa
Lineage: Eukaryota; Metazoa; Arthropoda; Insecta; Lepidoptera; Cosmopterigidae
Gene: ine
Product: sodium- and chloride-dependent GABA transporter ine-like
Exons: 9
Coding region: 118-2304 (728 amino acids)
Biological process (GO): glial cell growth; transmission of nerve impulse; sodium ion transmembrane transport
Cellular component (GO): membrane
Molecular function (GO): osmosensor activity; neurotransmitter:sodium symporter activity
Source: RefSeq, a predicted model, not a curated record